AUGGGGGAGCCAGAGUCUCCAUCCCCUCCAGCCCCCCAGGCUGCCCCAGGCCUCCUGGACAGCCACUCUGAGAUGAACAACUACCGGCGGGCCAUGCAGAAGAUGGCAGAAGACAUCCUGUCACUGCAGAAACAGACCAGCAUCCUGGAGGCAGAGAAUCGCCUGCUGAGGAGCCAGCUGGCCCAGAAGGAGGUAGAAGAGGAGUCAGCCAGCCCUGGCAAGGCCCAGAACCUGGCAUCCAUGAAGCAGAAACUGCUGCUGAGCCAGCUGGACAUGAAGGAGCGGAGGGACAAGCGUUUGCAGAACGAACUGAUUCAAAAGAACGAUCGAGAAAAGGAGCUGCUCCUCCUACACCAGGCUCAACAGCCACAGGCUGCACUGCUGAAGCGCUACCAGGACAAACUGCAGAAGAUAAAGGCGCUGGAGGAGACCGUGAGGCACCAGGAGAAGGUGAUCGAGAAGAUGGAGCAAGUGCUGGAGGACAGGCUGCGCAAGAGGAGCAAGCCCCUGCAGGACAAGCCGCAGGGAAAGCCCAGCAUGCCCUUCCCCAUGCUCUCGGCCUCUGGCCUUCCCCCGGAUCCUACGGGCGAGAAUCUGCCUGUUGACGUCUACUCGUUGCUGCUCACGGAAAACUUGAGACUGCAGGCAGAGCUGGAUAAGAACUGCCACCAGUCAGCCCCCAUCAUUCUGCAGCCACAGGCCCUGCCGGUGGUCCCUGGGGAGUUGGGAGCAAGAGGAGACCUGGCAGAGAGACUGCAAGAGACAGAAGCCCCGGGCCACUCCAGGGGCACCCUGACCACACAGGAUCUCCUUGCCAAUAAUUCAGACAAGUUUAACCUCCUGGCCAAGCUGGAACUAGCUCAGAGCCGGAUCCUGUCUCUGGAAAGCCAGUUAGAGGACUCAGCUCGGCGCUGGGGACGAGAGAAGCAGGACUUGGCCACACGGCUGCAGGAACAAGAAUAUGGCUUGCAGCACCCUUCCAACAUGGUCACCACAGACGUGCCCAACCCUUCCAAGGGCCAAACGCAACCCUCCAAGUUGGACCCCUUGAUGCCCAGCUCAGAGACUAAGCUCAACAAGCUCUCAAAAUCUCAACAGACUGACUCCUAG
Molecule: messenger RNA, 1110 nt
Organism: Rangifer tarandus platyrhynchus (Svalbard reindeer)
Lineage: Eukaryota; Metazoa; Chordata; Mammalia; Artiodactyla; Cervidae
Source: the annotation of a GenBank genome assembly